AGUACGUCGCUCACUGAGAACAUUCUCAGCGAGAUAUCUCUUGUAAUCCACCGCCAUUCUGAAAAAAAAAAAAACUAGACUGGCAGUUUUCUCGUGCUGAAUACUAAUAGAAGGGGAUGACUAGCCUCUGAUGUGCGGGCGACGGCCGACGCGUUCUCCAAACCACUUAACGCGUAUCAGUCAGCGGGUCUUGGCAUCUCCGCGAGAUCUUUUGGUUGCGGAUCGAGAAAGACGGCGGCAACUUAAGUCUUACUCUCAUACUAGCAGUCCCGGUUCAGUGCUGGACUGCCAACGGUUUAUCUCUGCUUCUUCCGCCGGGAGGACGGGCUACGCGACCUCUUGUACGGUUCGGUCUCAUCUAUUGCUUAAUGCGCGGUUCCGCCUCAACUUCCCUCCCAGAUGGAUCAGUCCUUCGAUAUACCAGAUUCGACCGAUUGGCUCGACACGCCGCUCACCCUCGUCGCGCCUCUGGAGUCUGCACUGCGUUGCCAGGUGUGCAAGGAUUUCUUUGACAAUCCAGUUAUCACGUCGUGUAGCCACACGUUCUGCUCGUUAUGUAUUCGCCGCUGUCUAAGUACGGAAGGGAAAUGUCCCGCUUGUCGGAGUUCGGAUCAGGAAUUGAAGCUACGUCGUAACUGGGCUGUGCAGGAGCUGGUCGACUCCUUCAAGAACGCCCGUCCUGGGAUAUUGGAACUUGCGAGGAAUGCCGCGCGAACCGCAGAGGAAAAUGAGUCGGAGCAGCCGGUAGCGAAGAAACGGAAACUGGAGCAACCGGGACAGGGCGAAGCCGUGUCGCAGGACGAUGCUCAGUUACAAGGCAGGCAGACUCGUUCUCGGAGUAGGAGAACAGAAAGCCAGGCCGCCACACCGGCUGUGGAGGUUAUAGAGGAUAGCGGAGAUGAGGAAUUUGUGCCAGAUGACGGCAUGGUCGCGUGCCCUAUUUGCAACCGUCGGAUGAAGAAUGAAGCUGUAUUUCCGCACCUAGAUAAGUGCACCGGGCCCCAAGAGGCACAACAGCCCGCACCGUCACUAGGAUCAUUACAACCUCUGAACCAAGUAUUACGGGAUAACAGUUCCUCGACCAAACGACUGGAAAGACUACCCCAUCUGAACUACUCGAUAUUGAAGGAGGGCGUCCUGCGGAAAAAGCUCAGAGAUAUGGGAAUACCGGACUGGGGUCCAAAACCCCUUUUACAAAAGCGCCAUACAGAAUGGAUGAAUCUAUGGAAUUCCAAUUGUGACUCCAAGGUCCCAAAGCCAAAAAGGGAGCUAUUACGCGAACUGGAUAUCUGGGAAAGGACGCAAGGCGGACAAGCAUCAGCAUCUUCCGCUGCUGCAUCUAACCCUAUAAUGCGGAAGGACUUUGAUGCUGCAGCGUGGUCUUCAAGCCACGAUGAUGACUUCAAGCGGCUGAUCGCCAAUGCGCGGAAGAGGAGUGAUGCGAUUGUUCGGACAACGAUCCCUCAGGCGUCUGCCCAACAGCAACAAGAUCAGGGCUCAUCACUUUCUGAGACCGCGGAGGCGUUGCCUCAGAUCAUCGAGGCCAGAAACCCCGUCCGGGACUCGGUGGAAAUCUCUGAUGGGAAAGCGGCUGAGGGGAACGGACAUGCUGAACAAGACAGCGGCCAAAACCCGAUUCUCGGAACCCCGGCUGGGUAAUAAUGAGAACCUGUCAACUUUAAUGUCUUGUUGAUCUA
Molecule: messenger RNA, 1697 nt
Organism: Paecilomyces variotii
Lineage: Eukaryota; Fungi; Ascomycota; Eurotiomycetes; Eurotiales; Thermoascaceae
Product: putative DNA repair protein
Exons: 3
Coding region: 400-1659 (419 amino acids)
Biological process (GO): DNA damage tolerance; protein monoubiquitination
Cellular component (GO): nucleus; Rad6-Rad18 complex
Molecular function (GO): ubiquitin protein ligase activity; single-stranded DNA binding
Source: RefSeq, a predicted model, not a curated record